AUGACGAGAGCCAUUGGUUAUCCUCGUAUUCUUUCGCUGGAGAAUUUUCGAACACCUAAUUUUAAACUGGUAGCUGAACUGUUGGAGUGGAUCGUCAAACGAUUUGAUCCAAGUGCAGCGAUAAGUGCAGAGCAAACCGCUACCGAGCAAGAACGAGUGCUCUUCAUCAAGCAGGCCGUCCUCCUCCUCCUGCAAAACACAAGGCUUAAACUGAACCCAAGAAAACUCUAUCAGGCGGACGGAUAUGCGGUGCAAGAACUUCUUCCAGCUAUGAAACUUCUAUACGAAGCUGAAAAACGAACUGACGCUGACGAUUUGCACACACACUGGAAUGCCGUGAAAAGUCGGCUGAAUGCCAAGAUGCAAGAAAUCCGCAUUGCCAGACAACUGUCAACGCAGUUGCCACAGACGGGCGCCGCAUUGCAUGAGCUAAGCGAAAAAAUUUUGCAGCAGCAACGUAAUCGUGCCACUUCUCGGACGAUUCCUCUUACCGAGGCGGAGAAAACUGUACAGAAUUCUAUUGAAGCAAUCGCCGCUGACACUGAAGUUCAGAACGAGUUGAGUAAUGUGUCAAGCGACGAAGCGGCACUUGAUGAGAAAAUUGAACGAAAGACGAGAGAAUACGAACAAAUGCAGAAAAGGAAAUCUCUUCUGAGUUUCAGUCAUUUCGUCCGCAGUACAUGGAUGAAUGACUGGAUUUCACUAUUUCAAAGUCAUGUUUAUGUGAUAAAAUUUCGGAAUUUGACCUAUUUGCAACAACUGCAGCUUGACAUUGAGAGGUCCGACAGGCAGAAACAGGUACGUACGCGGCUUCUUUUUCGAAAGCACAUUUGGAACCACAAUGUCAAAAAUAUCCAACUUAUCGCAAGUGGUGGACAGAAUUCGACGUCUCAUACCGUAGUACGCAGACGUUCGGGUAUGAAGACAGCUACCAAGGCGAAGAAAAUCAAGUGGUUCGGGACGCCAUGCCUUGAGCGAAAACUGGCACUUUGA
Molecule: messenger RNA, 993 nt
Organism: Angiostrongylus costaricensis
Lineage: Eukaryota; Metazoa; Nematoda; Chromadorea; Rhabditida; Metastrongylidae
Source: the annotation of a GenBank genome assembly